CCUCUCCCUCCACCUCACUCCACUCCUCCUCUCUCCCCCCGCCGCCGCCACUCCCAACCCCCCGCCGCCGCCAUGGGCGGCCGCGCCUCCCGCCCGCGCGCCCCACCGCCCGACGAGCACCACCAGUCCUCCCACCCCAAGCAGCCCAACUGGCCGCGCCCCAAGAACCGGCGCCAACCCCCUCCCCUCCCUGCCCCUCCCCCACAGCCGCAGCCCCCCGCCCCCCAGCCCCAGCCCGCGCUCCCCCCAGACGUCGGCCGCGUCCUCGGCCGCCCAAUGGAGGACGUGCGCGCGACCUACACCUUCGGGCGCGAGCUGGGCCGCGGCCAGUUCGGCGUCACCUACCUGGCCACCCACAAGGCCUCCGGCGCCAGGCGCGCCUGCAAGUCCAUCGCCGCCCGCAAGCUCGCGCACGCCUCCGACGCCGAGGACGUGCGCCGCGAGGUGCAGAUCAUGCACCACCUCACCGGCCACCGCAGCAUCGUCGAGCUGCACGGCGCCUUCGAGGACCGCCACUCCGUCAACCUCGUCAUGGAGCUAUGCGAGGGCGGCGAGCUCUUCGACCGCAUCAUCGCCCGCGGACACUACUCCGAGCGCGCCGCCGCCGCGCUCUGCAGGGAGGUCGUCUCCGUCGUCCACAGCUGCCACUCCAUGGGGGUCAUGCAUAGGGAUCUAAAGCCCGAGAAUUUCUUGUUUCUCAAUAAGAGGGAGGACUCGCCGCUCAAGGCCACCGAUUUCGGACUAUCAGUCUUCUUCAAGCCAGGUGAGCAGUUCAAGGAUCUUGUUGGGAGCGCGUAUUAUGUCGCUCCGGAGGUGCUCAAGCGGCGAUAUGGUGCCGAGGCAGACAUAUGGAGUGCCGGAGUUAUCCUCUACAUUCUCCUCUCCGGCGUCCCUCCUUUCUGGGCAGAGAACGAGGAUGGUAUAUUCGACGCCGUUCUUAAAGGCCAUAUAGAUUUCUCGUCGGAACCCUGGCCAUCGAUUUCAAAUGGUGCAAAAGACUUGGUCAAGAGGAUGCUAAAGCAAGACCCUAGGGAGCGGCUUACUGCUGCGGAAAUUUUGAACCAUCCAUGGAUUAGAGAGGAUGGAGAGGCCCCAGACAAACCACUUGAUAUUACAGUGAUCAGUAGAAUGAAGCAGUUCAGGGCGAUGAACAAGCUUAAGAAGGUUGCCUUGAAGAUCGUUGCAGAGAGUUUGUCAGAGGAAGAGAUCAUGGGCUUAAGAGAAAUGUUCAAAUCGCUGGAUACUGAUAACAGUGGUACAAUUACUCUUGAAGAACUAAGGGCUGGCUUACCAAAGCUUGGUACCAAAAUCACCGAACCAGAAUUGAGACAGUUGAUGGAAGCGGCUGAUGUUGAUGGAAAUGGGACCAUUGAUUAUGGCGAAUUCAUAUCAGCAACCAUGCACAUGAAUAGACUAGAGAAGGAAGAUCACAUAUUUAAAGCAUUUGAGUAUUUUGACAAGGACCAUAGCGGGUACAUAACAGUUGAUGAGUUGGAAGAAGCUCUCAAGAAGUAUGAUAUGGGUGACGAGGCAACAAUCAAAGAUAUCAUUGCUGAAGUGGAUACAGAUCAUGAUGGGAAGAUUAACUAUGAGGAGUUUGUUGCAAUGAUGAAGAAUAACGGCCCAGAGAUUGUUCCAAACAGACGGCGACUAUUUUAAAUUGCGAUGGUUUAGGUGAAGCUUGCAAUUUCUGUGAAUCCAUUGAGACAGUUAAUGAAUCAAGAUCUUUUUAAUUGGGGAGGAAUGAGCAAAGCCAUUCAUACUCGGCCACGGAAUUCAACAAGGUAUCUGCAAGCGAAUCUGUAUACUGGGACACAUUGGAGUCAUUGGCAACUCUUCCCUUCACAUGGUUUUGAGCUGAGUGGCGCUUUUUUUUUUUUCCGAAAAAAGUGGUGUUUUCUUGUGCUUCCAUGUUAUAUAUGACUUAUGAGGCAAUGCAUCUGGUGUUGUGUUUCUUCCACUUGAUCAUUUAUGUAAGAGAAGGGCAUGUAAAACACUUCCGGAUGAUCAUAUCAAGCAACAUCAUGUGUUCGGAUGAAUAUAGCUCAGCAUAUUUCUGAA
Molecule: messenger RNA, 2061 nt
Organism: Lolium perenne
Lineage: Eukaryota; Viridiplantae; Streptophyta; Magnoliopsida; Poales; Poaceae
Product: calcium-dependent protein kinase 1
Biological process (GO): protein phosphorylation
Molecular function (GO): calcium ion binding; protein kinase activity; ATP binding
Source: RefSeq, a predicted model, not a curated record